ACGUCGUCGGCAAAAUUAAAAAAACGUAAAAACAACAACAAUACAGACGCUCAUCGCAGUAUCACAUAUUAUUAUUCACACGCCCGCUAAAACAGUAAAACGUCUACGGUAAGUUAUAUAAUCGAUAAGUAAUAAUACCUGCUACGUCGUUUCGCAAAUUUUUCUUAAAAGACAACGGGAAGCAUCGUGACAUGGACUUCAGCGGGAAAAAUGACCAAUCAACGACAAACAAAGAUGAGGCAAAGCAUGGGUAUGAUGCUCACAAACAUCACGAUACAAUGGAUGAAAUUGUACUAGACCAAGAACUACCUGGUAAUGUGAAGGACAAUCAUAAUGGAGUUGAUUUGGUUGAUAAUCAAGUGAAAGAAGCUCCACAUUCUGAGAGCUCGGACACAUAUCAAAUCGAUGAGUAUGAUGACUGCAUGGAUGAAGAUAUUAAUAUCAUUACAGCUCCACUUGAUAUUUAACAACCUACCCAUAGGUAUUAAGUUAUGAAUGAAUCACGAUUCACAUUGCUACUGCAUUAUUGCAAAAUAUUUAAUUUCACAAUUUCAUACUUCAGCUAUAUUUUUUUAUUGGUAUACCGUAUUAGACAUAAUAACCAUAAA
Metopolophium dirhodum (rose-grain aphid) is the source of this 608-nucleotide messenger RNA. RefSeq lists its product as uncharacterized. The transcript is spliced from 4 exons. The coding region runs from base 192 to 467 and encodes 91 amino acids. Lineage: Eukaryota; Metazoa; Arthropoda; Insecta; Hemiptera; Aphididae. The record is from RefSeq and is a predicted model, not a curated record.